Messenger RNA from Hordeum vulgare subsp. vulgare (domesticated barley), 2287 nucleotides. Its product is annotated as probable serine/threonine-protein kinase PIX13. The coding region runs from base 302 to 1684 and encodes 460 amino acids. The transcript has 5 exons. The record is from RefSeq and is a predicted model, not a curated record. Gene Ontology annotation, molecular function: ATP binding; protein kinase activity. Gene Ontology annotation, biological process: protein phosphorylation. NCBI's taxonomy places the organism in Eukaryota, Viridiplantae, Streptophyta, Magnoliopsida, Poales, Poaceae.
UGACACGAGGCACGCACGCACGCACGCUGCCAUAUUGGGCACAGACAAGAUCCCCAUGACGACGGCGCCACCAUCCUCCCGUCGGGAAGGUCUUCCAUAACGCGUACGCCUCGGCUUCCGCACGAGCAGACGCGCGCGCGCGCGGCUUUUAUAUAUGUGUCUGAAGACUGAAGCGAGGCAGCGUCUCUUGCCGUGGCUAGCAUACUCUCUCGAGCUGGAGGGGAUACGAUCGUACGGAGCCGAUCAGCGGGAGAGCAAACCGUCGACCCGUCCAGCUUUCUGCGGCUGAGCUUGAGCUUCCAUGGGGAACUGCUUCGGCUCCGAGGAAGCCGAAGUGGAGGCCGUCAAGCAGGCGCCGGGCCACCACGACCACGGACAAGCGAUUGCAAGGCGCAGUCCUCCUCCUCCCAUGGCAGCGCCCAGCGCGCAGGGCGCGGGGCACGGCAGGAGGUCCCCGGGCUCGUCGUCCAUGAGCAGCGUGACCACCAGAAGCACCAGCGCCAGCACGUCGGCGGGCGGCGGCGCCUGCUCGGGGGCGGCGUACCCGGAGCCGGAGCCGGAGCCGGAGGGCAGGAUCCUGGAGGCGCCCAACCUGCGCAUCUUCACGUUCGCGGAGCUGAGGGCGGCGACGAGGAACUUCAAGCCGGACACGCUGCUGGGCGAGGGCGGGUUCGGGCAGGUGUACAAGGGGUGGGUCGACGAGAAGACCAUGAACCCCGCGCGCAGCGGCACCGGCAUGGUCAUCGCCGUCAAGAAGCUCAACCAGGAGAGCCUGCAGGGCCUCGAAGAAUGGCAGUGCGAGGUGAACUUCCUGGGGAGGAUAUCGCACCCGAACCUGGUGAGGCUGCUGGGGUACUGCCUGGAGGACAGGGAGCUGCUGCUCGUCUACGAGUUCAUGGCCAAGGGAAGCCUGGAGAACCACCUCUUCAGAAAAGGAGGAUCCGUGCAACCCAUCCCAUGGGGUCUACGGAUCCGGAUCGCCAUGGACGCCGCGCGCGGCCUCGCCUUCUUGCACUCGUCGGAGAAGCAUGUCAUCUACCGAGACUUCAAGGCUUCAAACAUCCUGCUCGACACGAACUACAACGCCAAGCUCUCCGACUUCGGCCUGGCGAGGAACGGCCCGACCGGCGGCGACAGCCACAUCACCACCCGCGUCAUGGGCACCUACGGCUACGCGGCGCCGGAGUACGUGGCGACGGGCCACCUGUACGUGAAGAGCGACGUGUACGGGUUCGGCGUGGUGCUGCUGGAGAUGCUAACGGGCCUGCGGGCGCUCGACACGGCCCGGCCCGCGCAGCAGCUGAACCUGGUGGACUGGGCCAAGCCGUACCUGGCGGACCGGCGGAAGCUGCCCCGCCUCGUGGACCCGCGGCUGGAGGGGCAGUACCCGUCCAAGGCCGUGCUGCGGGCCGCGCAGCUCACGCUGAGCUGCCUCGCCGGCGAGCCCAAGAACCGGCCCUCCAUGGCCGAGGUCGUCACGGCGCUGGAGGAGAUCGAGGGGAUGCGGCCGCGGCACCGGCGCGCGUCGCCGGAGGAGGACGGGGACAGGAGCGGCGGCGGCGCGUCGUCUCGGAGCGCGGCGCGGAGCGAGCGCCACGGGCACCGGCACCAGCAGCAGUCGCCGCGGCCGAGGUCCGGGUCGGACGGCGCCCGGAGCGGCCACCCGUCUCCUCGAGUGAGAUGACGAUAGCACCGACCGAGCUGACUGGCUGAGAUCUCUCUCGUUGACCGUGAUUCGGUGCCGGUUUUCGUUGUCUUGGGCUUCUCCUGCUCCUGGGCACGCUUCAUGCUUUCGGUGGCUGUAGACGCAAAAGGCCACCGGGUUCGGUUCUGAGGCAGGUCAGCAGCAAUGUAUGGAGACGAUCCAAGAUGGAGAAACUGUUGGAUUUGCGCCGAUUCUGUUCCAGAAUCCGGCAUCGACAUGCCUAUUUCUCAUAGCAUCAAGCUAACACAGGCGCAUGCGUCUACUAGUUGACUGGAGGGCGCCAAUGUUGGAAUGUUUCCUUCUCAUUGGUCCAGUGUCUGCAAAAUUAACUGAUAGUAGUACAUCCUCCUUGCACCAAAGCAAACAUUUCUCUUGCUUUCUUUUUUCGGGGUUAUCUUUUACUUGAUUUGCAGGGAGUACUUUAGUAGAUUUUGAUGUACAUGACUACUUUGUACUCGUAUGUAACAGAAAGUACUCGUUGUAGAUUAACAUGCCCUGAACGGAAACAUGUGUUAGCUCCCUGCUGUCUGCUGAUUGAAUCAAUGCAAAGUUGCGCCUCUUCGGUGAGCAAGCUUUUCGGAA